UUUACCUGACGCUCCUCUGAGAAGUGAGGGGGGAACGCUCCUCUCUCUCUCUCUCUCUCGUUCUCUCCUUCCCCUCCUCUGCUUCUUCCCGUCAGAAAUGGCGUCUCUCACUUCUCCGUACAGCCUAGGAUUUCCUUCUCUUGCUUCCUGCAGGCCUCGCGCCACCCUUUCCUCUCUAUCCCAACCUAAAUCACUCAAUGCGGCUUGCGGGUCGCAUCUCCAUCGGAAUUCCUUCACUAGGAGCUUCCGGAUCCCGUCUGCCCCUGAUUUGAGGAGGCUUCUGCGGCCAUCUCCGUCUCCCCGAACAGCGAGGACCCCCUCUUUGGUUCCACGAUUAGCCGCGUCGUCUCCGGCGAUCGUCUCUUCCCCUCCGCCGGAACCCUGGCGUGGUGCCGCACUCAAGCCCCUAGCGGCAUCGAUCGCCGCGGGAGUUAUCCUCUGGUUCGUCCCUCCGCCGGCCGGAGUAGCCCGGAACGCCUGGCAGUUGCUCGCUAUAUUUAUCGCUACCAUCGUCGGCAUUAUCACGCAACCGCUCCCGCUCGGCGCCGUCGCCCUUAUGGGUCUGGGCGCAUGUGUGCUCACCAAGACCCUAACCUUCGCCGCGGCUUUCUCGGCUUUCGGCGAUCCGAUCCCUUGGCUGAUCGCGCUUGCGUUCUUCUUCGCCCGAGGGUUCAUCAAGACCGGGCUUGGUAACCGUAUAGCUUAUCAGUUUGUUUCCGUCUUUGGAAGUUCAUCUCUUGGGUUAGGCUACAGUCUUGUCUUCAGCGAGGCGUUGCUUGCGCCCGCGAUCCCGUCCGUCUCUGCCCGAGCUGGUGGAAUCUUCCUUCCGCUGGUUAAGGCUUUGUGCGCGGCGUGCGGUAGCAAUAUAGGUGAUGGAACGGAGAGGCGUCUCGGUUCCUGGUUGAUGCUCACUUGCUUCCAGACGUCAGUGAUCUCUUCGGCGAUGUUUUUGACGGGGAUGGCGGCGAAUCCUUUGAGCGUGAAUCUCGUAGCUGGGGCAACUGGACACACGAUUGGUUGGACGCAGUGGGCGGUGGCUGCAAUCGUGCCUGGGUUGACUUCGCUGAUUGUGGUGCCAUUGCUACUCUAUCUAAUCUACCCGCCGACCGUGAAGAGUAGCCCGGAUGCCCCGAAACUUGCAAGAGAAAAGCUGGAGAAGAUGGGGCCGAUGACAAAGAAUGAGAUCAUCAUGAGCCUUACUCUACUGAUCACGGUGGGUCUAUGGGUGUUUGGAGGAAUCUUGAAUAUGGAUGCUGUUACAGCUGCCAUUCUCGGACUCUCUGUCCUUCUCACAACUGGAAUAGUGACGUGGAAGGAAUGCUUGGGUGAGGCUAUAGCCUGGGACACACUAACAUGGUUUGCUGCACUUAUCGCUAUGGCAGGAUAUCUUAAUAAAUAUGGACUCAUAUCAUGGUUCAGCCAAACAGUUGUUAAGUUUGUUGGUGGACUUGGUUUAUCAUGGCAGCUGUCGUUUGGGAUCUUGGUUCUCCUCUACUUCUAUUCACAUUAUUUAUUUGCCAGUGGUGCUGCUCAUAUAGGAGCCAUGCUGACUGCGUUCCUGUCUGUGUCGACUGCACUUGGGACCCCACCACUUUUGAGUGCACUUGUGCUCUCAUUCCUUUCCAACAUCAUGGGAGGUCUCACACACUAUGGCAUCGGCUCUGCCCCAGUUUUCUAUGGUGCAGGCUACGUGCCAUUGGCAACAUGGUGGGGAUACGGCUUCAUCAUCUCAGUUGUCAAUAUAAUCAUAUGGCUUGGUGUUGGUGGGUUUUGGUGGAAAACAAUUGGAUUGUGGUAGGUAGCAGCUACUCGAGCCCAAUUUUAGGUUAUUGGUUUUGAGUUAUUGGAAGAAUAAUAUGCUGAUUAUUUCGCCUCAAUCCGCCUCAAUCCUAUCAUGACCAUGAGGCAGGCAUUCAUUCCCCUAAUGCUAUAAUUUCUUUGCAUGGAGGAAGAAGGGUACGAGGUCUUUUUUUGUAGUGGGUGCCUCAAAUUUUGAAGCAGUUAGUAUACCCAUUUUGUGUAAUGUAGGAACAAUUCUUGGAAGUUUAUAUUUUUCUCAACCCUUGAUAAUUCUGGUGGAUAUGAAAUGCAUUAGCAUUUUAGUCA
Nymphaea colorata (pocket water lily) is the source of this 2106-nucleotide messenger RNA. Its product is annotated as dicarboxylate transporter 1, chloroplastic. Gene Ontology annotation, biological process: transmembrane transport. The transcript is spliced from 3 exons. NCBI's taxonomy places the organism in Eukaryota, Viridiplantae, Streptophyta, Magnoliopsida, Nymphaeales, Nymphaeaceae. The coding region runs from base 98 to 1798 and encodes 566 amino acids. Gene Ontology annotation, cellular component: membrane. The record is from RefSeq and is a predicted model, not a curated record. Gene Ontology annotation, molecular function: transmembrane transporter activity.